CCAGAGUUUUUAAAAAAGCGAGUCCGAAUGGAAAGCUCACUGUAUACCUGGGGAAGAGGGACUUUGUGGAUCACAUAGAUGUUGUGGAUCCCGUUGAUGGUGUUGUUCUGGUUGACCCUGAAUAUCUGAAGGAGCGGAAAGUAUUCGUGACUCUGACCUGCGCGUUCCGUUAUGGCCGGGAGGAUCUCGAUGUUUUGGGCUUGACGUUCCGCAAAGACCUUUUUGUUGCCAACAUUCAGGCUUUCCCACCCGUCCCGGAGGAGAAGAAGCCGCUGACUCGACUGCAGGAACGUUUGAUCAAGAAGCUGGGCGAGCACGCCUACCCGUUCACCUUCGAGAUCCCACCAAACCUCCCCUGUUCAGUGACCCUCCAGCCGGGGCCCGAGGACACUGGAAAGGCCUGUGGUGUGUGGACUAUGAGGUGAAGGCUUUCUGUGCCGAGACAUUGGAGGAGAAAAUCCAUAAAAGGAAUUCUGUGCGUUUAGUGAUCCGCAAGGUGCAGUAUGCUCCAGAGAGACCGGGACCGCAGCCCAUGGCCGAAACCACAAGACAGUUCCUGAUGUCUGAUAAACCCUUACAUCUGGAGGCAUCUUUGGAUAAAGAGAUCUAUUACCACGGGGAGCCCAUCAAUGUCAAUGUUCAUGUGACCAACAACACCAACAAGACGGUGAAGAAGGUGAAGAUCUCAGUGCGACAAUACGCCGACAUCUGCCUCUUCAACACCGCGCAGUACAAGUGUCCCGUCGCCGUGGAGGAAGCAGAUGACGUUGUGGCCCCCAGCUCCACCUUCUGUAAGGUCUACACACUGACUCCCUUCCUGGCCAACAACCGGGAGAAGCGAGGAUUGGCCCUGGACGGCAAACUCAAGCAUGAAGACACCAACCUGGCCUCCAGCACGCUACUGAGAGAUGGUGCCAACAAGGAGAUCCUCGGAAUCAUCGUCUCCUAUAAAGUCAAAGUGAAGCUGGUCGUCUCUCGGGGAGGCCUUUUGGGAGACCUGGCGUCAAGUGAUGUUGCUGUAGAGCUCCCGUUCACCUUGAUGCAUCCGAAACCCAAGGAGGAACCUCUCCAUAGAGAAGUUCCAGAGAAUGAAGCACCUAUAGAUACAAAUCUGAUAGAGUUUGAUACAAACGAUGACGAUAUCGUUUUCGAAGACUUCGCCCGUCAAAGACUGAAAGGGAUGAAAGACGACAAAGAGGAGGAGGACGAAGGGACGAACUCCCCUCUGACGAACGACAGAUAA
Staurois parvus is the source of this 1243-nucleotide messenger RNA. The record is from the annotation of a GenBank genome assembly. NCBI's taxonomy places the organism in Eukaryota, Metazoa, Chordata, Amphibia, Anura, Ranidae.